This is a messenger RNA of Magnolia sinica, 4614 nucleotides long. RefSeq names its product pleiotropic drug resistance protein TUR2-like. The coding region runs from base 112 to 4515 and encodes 1467 amino acids. NCBI's taxonomy places the organism in Eukaryota, Viridiplantae, Streptophyta, Magnoliopsida, Magnoliales, Magnoliaceae. The transcript has 22 exons. Gene Ontology annotation, cellular component: membrane. The record is from RefSeq and is a predicted model, not a curated record. Gene Ontology annotation, molecular function: ATP binding; ATP hydrolysis activity; ABC-type transporter activity.
CUUCGUUUUGGUGGGUUUUGUUUGUGAGAGAGAAUCCAUCUGGCCUUUUUAGUUUUCUCAAGCACUAGACAUUGAGUUCAACGCGAGAACGUUUCUACUUGGAGAGUUCCAAUGGAUAACACCAAUAUGUACAGAGUUGCAAGUUUGCGUCGGAGUCGGAAUGGAUCCGGACUUUGGAGGAACACCAAUGCUGAAGUCUUUUCAAGAUCAUCUCGUGAUGAGGAUGAUGAAGAAGCUCUCAAAUGGGCUGCCUUAGAGAAACUGCCGACAUAUGACCGGAUAAGAAAAGGGAUACUGUCCGGGGUCGCGGGGGAGCACAAGGAAAUUGACAUUGAUCAGCUUGGGUUUCAAGAGAAGAAGAAUCUUCUGGAUAGAUUGAUUCGAGUCGCCGAGGAGGAUAAUGAGAAGUUCCUGUUGAAGCUCAAGAACCGAAUGGAUCGAGUUGGGAUUGAGAGUCCUACGAUUGAAGUCCGAUUCGAGCAUUUGAAUAUAAAAGCAAAUGCUUAUAUUGGGAGUAGGGGUAUACCAACACUCAUCAACUCCGGAGUUAAUGUAAUUGAGGUAAUUCAAGCGUAUUUGGGUGUUGUUUACAAUCAAUUUUAUUUUUAUUUUUCAAUGGUAACCAGAACCAAUCUUGCAAUUUCUCUUUCAUUCUUACAGGGCAUUUUGAACGAUCUCCACAUUCUUCCCAGCCGAAAGAAAUCUAUAUCGAUACUUCAUGAUGUUAGUGGAAUCAUCAAGCCUUGCAGAAUGACUUUGCUUUUAGGCCCACCGGGCGCAGGGAAGACCACUUUACUAUUAGCUUUGGCUGGGAAGCUUGAUUCGGAUCUAAAAAUUUCAGGAAAAAUAACUUACAAUGGGCACGGAAUGGACGAAUUUGUUCCUCAGAGGACUUCCGCUUAUAUCAGUCAGCAUGAUCUCCAUAUCGGGGAAAUGACAGUGAGAGAAACCUUGGCUUUCUCAGCCAGAUGUCAAGGAGUCGGGACCCGCUACGAAAUGCUGACGGAGCUGUCGAGAAGAGAGAAAGCAGCAAACAUCAAGCCAGAUCCAGACAUAGAUGUCUACAUGAAGGCUUCAUCCUUGGAAGCUCAGGAAGAAAACGUAGUCACAGACUAUAUUUUGAAGAUCUUAGGACUGGAUAUCUGUGCUGAUACCAUGGUAGGAGAUGAAAUGCUGAGGGGUAUUUCGGGAGGACAAAAGAAGCGUGUCACGACAGGUGAGAUGCUUGUGGGACCUGCAAAGGCAUUGUUCAUGGAUGAAAUAUCCACUGGUCUGGACAGCUCCACAACUUUCCAGAUUGUCAAUUCCCUGAGACAGACUAUUCACAUUCUUGGCGGGACGGCACUGAUUGCACUGCUUCAGCCAGCACCAGAGACUUAUGACCUCUUUGACGACAUCAUUCUUCUAUCGGAUGGGCUGAUUGUCUAUCAGGGUCCACGUGAACAUGUGCUAGAGUUCUUUGAAUCCAUGGGUUUCAAGUGUCCUGAGAGGAAAGGUGUUGCAGACUUCUUACAGGAAGUCACGUCAAUAAAGGAUCAGCGGCAGUACUGGGCACGUUCAGGUGAGCCGUACCGCUAUGUUCCGGUCAAGGAGUUUUCAGAUGCAUACCAGUCCUUCCACAUUGGCCGUAGAUUGGGAGCAGAACUUAGCACCCCGUUCGACAAGAGCAAGAGCCAUCCCGCUGCUUUGACGACUUCCAAAUAUGGCAUUAGCAAGAAGGAGCUGCUGAAAGCUAAUAUUGCGAGGGAAUGGCUGCUUAUGAAGAGAAACUCCUUUGUUUACAUCUUCAAAAUGGUCCAACUGAUCGUUGUUGCAUUGAUCACAAUGACCGUCUUCCUGCGUACUAAGAUGUCCCAUGACGAUGUGACCGGUGGAAACAUUUACAUGGGUGCUCUAUUUUUUGCACUGAUCACUCUCAUGUUUAAUGGGUUUGCGGAACUUUCAAUGACCAUAGCAAAGCUUCCCGUUUUCUACAAGCAAAGAGACCUCCUCUUCUAUCCUCCAUGGGCAUAUGCUCUGCCAUCAUGGAUUCUCAAGAUUCCAAUAACAUUUGCAGAAUGUGCUGCAUGGGUUGGCAUGACUUAUUACGUCAUUGGCUUUGAUCCGAAUGUUGGAAGGAUGUUUAAACAAUAUCUGCUACUCGUGUUGAUUAGCCAGAUGGCAUCUGCAUUGUUCCGGUUGAUUGCUUCAAUGGCUCGGGACAUGAUCGUUGCCAAUACAUUUGGAGCCUUGGCGCAACUCAUAAUCAUGUCGCUUGGAGGAUUCAUUCUAGCACGACCUGAUGUGAAGAAAUGGUGGAAAUGGGGAUACUGGGCCUCGCCCCUGAUGUAUGCGCAGAAUGCGAUUGCAGUGAAUGAGUUCUACGGAAAUAGCUGGAAUCAUAUUCCUACGAAUUCGACUUCGACGAAAUCAUUAGGAAUCCAAAUCUUGGAAGGGCGAGGAGUCUUCACCAAGUCAAACUGGUAUUGGAUCGGUGCCGGUGCAUUGGUCGGAUACGUGGUCGUAUUCAAUGGUGUCUUCACUUGGGCUCUUGGAUUUUUCAAUGCAUUUGGGAAGUCUCAAGCGGUUUUAUCUGAAGAGGCCUUGAAGGAGAAGCAUGCCAACAGAACUGGAGAACUCAAUGGUCUGGUGUUAUCAACUGCUUCGGCAGAGACCACUGAUGGUUCUAAUAAGAGCAAGAAGAAGGGCAUGGUUCUUCCAUUUGAACCUCUUUCCAUCACUUUUGAUAACGUCAUAUACUCUGUGGACAUGCCGCAGGAAAUGAAAUCUGAAGGUGUUCCAGAUGAUCGGUUAGUACUCCUCAAGGGUGUAAGUGGGGCUUUCAGGCCUGGAGUUCUUACAGCACUGAUGGGUGUCAGCGGUGCUGGUAAAACCACACUGAUGGACGUGUUAGCCGGAAGGAAAACUGGAGGAUACAUAGAAGGAGACAUCAAAAUAUCUGGCUAUCCCAAGAUUCAAGACACGUUCGCUCGCAUAUCUGGAUACUGCGAACAGAAUGACAUCCACUCUCCUCAUGUUACUGUCUACGAGUCUCUCCUCUACUCUGCAUGGCUCCGUUUACCCGGCGAUGUCGAUUUGAAUGCAAGAAAGAUGUUUAUUGACGAGGUGAUGGAGCUCGUGGAGCUGACUUCAUUGAGGGGUGCACUUGUUGGGUUACCCGGCGUGAACGGGCUGUCAACUGAGCAGCGAAAGAGGCUUACAAUUGCUGUGGAGCUCGUCGCCAAUCCGUCUAUAAUAUUCAUGGAUGAGCCUACAUCUGGACUGGAUGCGAGGGCGGCUGCCAUUGUGAUGAGAACGGUGAGGAACACUGUCGACACAGGAAGAACUGUGGUGUGCACAAUUCACCAGCCCAGCAUUGACAUAUUUGAAGCCUUUGAUGAGCUAUUCCUUAUGAAGAGAGGUGGGGAAGAAAUAUACGUGGGCCCAUUGGGCCAUCAGUCCUGCCAUUUGAUUAAGUACUUCGAGGGAAUCGAUGGCGUUAGCAAGAUAAAAGAGGGUUACAAUCCCGCUACAUGGAUGUUGGAGGUGUCCUCCAUUGCCCAAGAACAGAUCUUGGGGAUUAACUUCGCUGAGACAUACAAGAACUCUGAUCUUUUCCGGCGGAACAAAGCUCUAAUCAAUGAACUGAGUGCACCUCCCCCUGGCUCGAAAGAUCUCUUCUUUCCCAGUCAGUACUCACAGUCCUUCUUCAUACAAUGCAUGGCCUGCCUAUGGAAACAACACAUAUCAUACUGGCGCAACCCACCAUACACUGCCGUGCGGAUGUUCUUCACAACCUUCAUCGCCUUGUUGUUCGGGACAAUAUUCUGGGAUCUUGGCACCAAAACGAAUCGGCGACAGGAUCUGUUCAAUGCAAUGGGUUCUAUGUACUCAGCAGUUCUGUUCCUUGGAAUCGAGAAUGCCGCAUCCGUGCAGCCAGUGGUGGCCAUUGAACGAACGGUCUUCUACAGAGAGCGGGCUGCGGGAAUGUACUCUGCUUUGCCAUAUGCAUUUGCACAGGUCGCUAUCGAGGUUCCAUACAUCUUUCUUCAGACUGUACUAUAUGCUGCCAUUGUCUACGCCAUGAUCGCAUUCGAGUGGACAGCUGUCAAGUUUAUGUGGAAUGUCUUCUUCAUGUUCUUCACAUUGCUCUACUUCACAUUCUACGGGAUGAUGGCAGUCGGCAUGACUCCCAACCAUGACAUUGCUGCGAUAGUUUCGUCUGCAUUUUAUGCCAUAUGGAAUCUCUUCGCAGGAUUCAUAAUUCCCCGACCUAGAAUCCCAAUAUGGUGGAGAUGGUAUUAUUGGGCAUGUCCCAUUGCAUGGACCUUCUAUGGAUUGGUCGCUUCUCAGUUUGGAGACUUGGAAAAUACUAUGGACGACAAUGGCCAAACCGUAAAGUUCUUCCUAGAGGACUAUUUUGGAUUCAAACACAGCUUCUUGGGAGCAGUUGCCGGUGCAGUUGUUGGCUUUACAGUGCUCUUCGCCGUCGUCUUCGCUUUUUCAAUUAAGGUGUUGAACUUCCAGAGAAGAUGAUUGAAUGUUGCUGAUCAUAUGAGGCCCACCUUGAGGCAUUUGGGCUGCUACUACACAGAUUUUUUUUUAUUGUAUUUCUCUGUUUCAAUGCUGAUGAUU